Messenger RNA from Culex quinquefasciatus (southern house mosquito), 2229 nucleotides. RefSeq lists its product as uncharacterized. Lineage: Eukaryota; Metazoa; Arthropoda; Insecta; Diptera; Culicidae. The record is from RefSeq and is a predicted model, not a curated record.
AUGUUACCGACGGAGAUGGUUCUGGUUAGUAACCACAAGAAGGUGCAGCAGGCCCAGAUACACGUUGGGAACAUAGUGCACUCGAAGAGAGCGCUCAAGUACCUCGGGGUGAUGGUGGAUGACCGGCUGAACUUCAACAGCCACGUCGAUUACGCCUGCGAGAGGGCGGCUAAGGCGAUCAUGGCACUGUCGAGGAUUAUGCCGAACAACGCUGGACCCAGGAGCAGUAGGCGCCGCCUCUUGGCAAGUGUCGCGACGUCCAUACUUAGGUACGGCGGACCGGUAUGGUGGACGGCGCUGGGGACGAAGCGAAAUCGAGCGCUGCUCGACAGAACGCAGAGACUGAUGGCCAUGCGGGUUGCAAGCGCGUACAGGACCAUUUCGUCGGAAGCAGUUGGCGUUAUAGCCGGAAUGAUCCCCAUCGGCAUCACACUGGAGGAGGACACCGUGCGCUACACCCGGAGAGGCACGAGAGGUAUCCGGGAAGCUGCGAAAGCCGAAUCGCUGGCAAGGUGGCAACGUGAGUGGGACACCACGGAGAAAGGCAGAUGGACGCAUCGGCUUAUCCCGUCCGUAUCCACGUGGGUGAGCAGAAGGCAUGGAGAGGUCACCUUCCACCUCACACAGUUCCUGUCGGGCCAUGGCUGCUUCAGGAAGUACCUGCACAGGUUCGGACAUGCAGAGUCUCCCUGUCCGGACUGCGUCGAUUGCGAGGAAACACCGGAGCACGUGACGGAGAUGAUACUGGUUAGUAACCACAAAAAGGUGCAGCAGGCCCAGAUACACGUUGGGGAACACGUAGUGCACUCGAAGAGAGCGCUCAAGUACCUCGGGGUGAUGGUGGAUGACCGGCUGAACUUCAACAGUCACGUCGAUUACGCCUGCGAGAAGGCGGCUAAGGCGAUCAUGGCACUGUCGAGGAUGAUGCCGAACAAUGCUGGACCCAGGAGCAGUAGGCGCCGCCUCUUGGCAAGUGUCGCGACGUCCAUACUUAGGUACGGCGGACCGGUAUGGUGGACGGCGCUGGGGACGAAGCGAAAUCGAGCGCUGCUCGACAGAACGCAGAGACUGAUGGCCAUGCGGGUUGCAAGCGCAUACAGGACCAUCUCGUCGGAAGCAGUUGGCGUCAUAGCCGGAAUGAUCCCCAUCGGCAUCACACUGGAGGAGGACACCGUGCGCUACACCCGAAGAGGCACGAGAGGUAUCCGGGAAGCUGCGAGAGCCGAAUCGCUGGCAAGAUGGCAACGUGAGUGGGACACCACGGAGAAAGGCAGAUGGACGCAUCGGCUUAUCCCGUCCGUAUCCACGUGGGUGAGCAGAAGGCACGGAGAGGUCACCUUCCACCUCACACAGUUCCUGUCGGGCCAUGGCUGCUUCAGGAAGUACCUGCACAGGUUCGGACAUUCAGAGUCUCCUCUCUGUCCGGAUUGCGACGAGUGCGAAGAAACACCGGAGCACGUGGUGUUCGCCUGCCUCGCUUCGAGACAGCGCGAAACGGAGAUGAUACUGGUCAGUAACCACAAAAAGGUGCAGCAGGCCCAGAUACACGUUGGAGAACACGUCGUGCACUCGAAGAGAGCGCUCAAGUACCUCGGGGUGAUGGUAGAUGACCGGCUGAACUUCAACAGCCACGUCGAUUACGCCUGCGAGAAGGCGGCUAAGGCGAUCAUGGCACUGUCGAGGAUUAUGCCGAACAACGCUGGACCCAGGAGCAGUAGGCGCCGCCUCUUGGCAAGUGUCGCGACGUCCAUACUUAGGUACGGCGGACCGGUAUGGUGGACGGCGCUGGGGACGAAGCGAAAUCGAGCGCUGCUCGACAGAACGCAGAGACUGAUGGCCAUGCGGGUUGCAAGCGCGUACAGGACCAUUUCGUCGGAAGCAGUUGGCGUCAUAGCCGGAAUGAUCCCCAUCGGCAUCACACUGGAGGAGGACACCGUGCGCUACACCCGGAGAGGCACGAGAGGUAUCCGGGAAGCUGCGAAAGCCGAAUCGCUGGCAAGGUGGCAACGUGAGUGGGACACCACGGAGAAAGGCAGAUGGACGCAUCGGCUUAUCCCGUCCGUAUCCACGUGGGUGAGCAGAAGGCAUGGAGAGGUCACCUUCCACCUCACACAGUUCCUGUCGGGCCAUGGCUGCUUCAGGAAGUACCUGCACAGGUUCGGACAUGCAGAGUCUCCUCUCUGUCCGGACUGCGUCGAUUGCGAGGAAACACCGGAGCACGUGAUGUAA